AUGAACCCUGACCCCAUCCCCGACCCAUCCUUUGACCAUCUCCAUCACGAGCUCAACCGUCUCCUUGUGGCGUGCAUGCCCGAGCGCACGCAGGACCGCACGCUGGGUCAACACUUCUCAAGACUGUUUGAGACAGGAGAUGUCGAAUGGUUGAAAAAGCGUCUACACGACAAGGGUGCACGCGGAGCUGCUGGGGUUGACGACGCUUCGUAUGGAGAUCUCAUGGCUAUCCCAAAUGCUCAGCUCCUCUACCUGUACAACGACUAUCGUAUCAUUGGCCUUGAAUGCUGCCUACUCAAGGGACUAACGCUCCUCAUAGAACGUAGAAUCCGUACCUGGGCGGCAGAGUUAAACAUCAUCCCGCGGUCGCAGAAUGGUUUCCGGCCCGGCUACCGUACUAACAACAACGCCUUCAUCUUCCGUAGCAUGGUGGAAGCAUGCCGAGCCAAGGGCCAAACGUUGUACGUUGCCGUGAUGGACCUCACGAAUGCGUUCCCCCGUACAGAUCAUGACACCCUAUGGUCCAAGCUGUAUCGCAUGGGCGCCUCAGGUCCUCUCAUUGAC
Messenger RNA from Punctularia strigosozonata HHB-11173 SS5, 564 nucleotides. RefSeq lists its product as uncharacterized. The transcript has 2 exons. NCBI's taxonomy places the organism in Eukaryota, Fungi, Basidiomycota, Agaricomycetes, Corticiales, Punctulariaceae. The record is from RefSeq and is a predicted model, not a curated record. The annotation marks the transcript as partial.